UUUUAAUUAAAAAAUUUUUUAUAAUUUUCUUUACAGCUUAUGAUAACAAAUAGGACAAUCCUUAUAUUGCAAAAAUCCACUGGUGUCUCAUAUGGAACUCUAUAAUUCCUUUGAGCUUUGUCUUGGGGUAAGAAAUAAGCUAAGGAAACUCCCACCCCUAUUCAUGUUACGCAUACGCAACGUGUGCUGCUGUUUGACAGGCAAAAUCACAGCGUGAUUGAAAAAUUGUCAUUGAAAUUGGUCAGCGAUUUCCGCAAGUCAAGACAAGUUGGAAAAACAAACAGAUGAUGAAGGAACCGAACCGAUAAUCAAAGUGAUAUCCGACCGAGUGGCUUGUCAGUUGAGUGGGAUUCGAAUGGGAAUUGGAAUUGUGACAGUUUCGCCGGGGGAAAACUGACCACAUGUCAAUGCAAAGCAACUUCAAAGCGACGAAAUGACGGACGUGGCUAACGGAGUGGGCGGGGUUGGGAUGGAAUGGGGUAUUAAGAGGGGGCGUAAAUGCGGGCUAAUGGCAGGUAAUUGAGGAAAACAAUUUCGCAUUCGCAUAACUGGUAAAUGAACAAACCGUUGCUGCACUGUGUGUUAGCCAAUUUAAUUGGGCGAGAAUUCAUAAGCGAAAUAGUUUGUCGCACGGGGUGGAAAUUGAAAACGUUAUUUGAAUGCCAAAUGACAAUUAGUAAUUGUCGUUUGCCAGGGCCAAGAGGCCAUUUCAUUCCAUUUUGCUGACAGCUUGGGCUGCUUUAGGCCAACUCACAAAUCAAUUGUGGCCCACACGAAUGUGAGAAAUAGUUAAUGGCCAAAGCUGAGACGUCUUUGACCCCUCAAAACGGCAAUUGAACUCGGAAUUUUCAAUUUUGUGCACUGGCAGAAAUUAUCACUAAAUCAGUGUGUAGCACAAUAACAAACAUUCAGUAUCAUCAGUAAAAAACUAACCUAAUUAAUUAACAAGUAAUUUAAGUGACUAAUAAAUUGUGAUUUUUAACUGACAAGUGGAAUAAACUCUACUGAUAAACGGUGUAAUUAUUAUUGUGAAUACACUAACCCCUUAAGGUGUUUGAAACUAUUGAACUUGAUUUCUCUCUCUGCAUUUUUGCAUUAGUUGACACGCCAAUUAGUGCAUUUAUAAUUCAUGACGUGGGUUAAUUGCUACACUUAAACCCAGCAAAACGGCGAACUAUUGGGGGCUGUAAUUCCUCUAAGGCGAAUCCAAACCUUAUCUCGAACAACAGAUAUCAGAUAAAGUUCCUCAUGAUAAAGCCCGAAGAAGAGAGCGAUUGUGAAUCAGUUUUGGACGCAUCUUUGCAAUGGUAACCACACAGCGGACCAAGGAGAUUUGCCAAAUUAUACGGCUGAAGUCAACUCAGGUGUUCCUGGUGGCAGGAUCAUGUUUGGUAACGGUGAUGGUCACAUUGCUCUGCAUUGGCUUUAUGACCAGGUACGAGGUGGAGAACGAGGUGGCCAACGUGGCGGAUGUGGAUUAUUGGAAGGACAAGGUCGCCACCUCGCAGAAAAUCUGGUACGAUAAAGGAAUUGAUGAGCUCAACGAGGCACUAAGGCCAACGGAUUUUACUUAUCCCAAAAACGUGAGGAUAUUUGUGCUUCAGGGAAUCGAUGGACGAGACUUGGCUGGUUUGCGUUUUCCAAAUAGAGAUACCAGCCGAGGCAAUACCAACUUCAUUUGGGAUCGGUUUCCCCACUUGGCUCGCUUGGAAAACAGUUGUAGUCAGCAGUUUCCUUGUGAAGUGGCACGAGUUUCCAGAGCCUUUUGGUCGGGAAUACCUUUGGAUAAGGUCCCAGAAAGUCAGGAGGAUUGCGGAAGGGCAUUUAAUGCCACCCAAACCUCGAUAAGUAUUCUUCGACAGGCUCAAUUGGCUGGCCUGCGAACGGGUUUUGUGACCACUCAAAGGAUUACAGGCUUCACAGGAGCUGCUUUGGGAAAUACUAAUGGCAACUUUGAAUGCAAUGAAAGGAUGCCUCGGAGUGCCAUUGAAUCCGGUUGCCAGGAUAUAGCCCAUCAGUUGAUCUCUGGUGAAACUGGUAAAUCACUGAAUGUACUCAUCGGUGGAGGCAGGCAAAUGCUGAGCAGUCUCGUGCCCAACACCAAAUACGAUCCAGUGGAUGAGCUGCUCUGCGAGUCCAACGAUGGACGCAACUUGCUAAAGGAUUGGAGAACCCAAAAACUGAGGGAGAGCAAAGUCAAUCCAAUAAUAUUCGAUUUGAUUCAGCGAAGCGAUGAACUGGAUUCCCUAAAUGCUAGUAGUUUUGACUACCUAAUGGGUGUGAUGGCCAAUGGAGAUCUGAGUGGUAAUUCAAAGGCCCCAAGUCUGAAAUUAAUGGUGGAGAAGUCUCUGCAAGUGCUUAAUAAGUAUAAACAAGGAUAUCUACUCAUAGUUGAGCAAUUUAUACCAUCGGGCGUUGACAAAAGAGAGCAGUUGCAGCUUUUGAAUGAUACGUUGGUUAAUCUUCACAAGGAUCAGGAGACUUUAACUCUGGUCUUAAUGACCAGUGCCAUCUAUCCAAAAGCAAGCCUGGAUGUCAGCGAAGAAACCGAGACAAUCAGCCUCCUUCCGGAGAUUUUUAAUGAGCCGGAAUCUGAGAUCCAAAAGAGGAUGUACCAAAUGCCCUCGGAAAGUUUACUUUUUGCACAGGGCCUCAAGUCCCCCAUUUUUCACGGUGUAAGAAAAGAAACCUUCCUGGCACAUGCAGUAUCGCAUGUCCUUAGCAGAAGUAGAACUCAAACUUAGCACACUUCAAAUAUAUGAAAGCAUAUUUAAAUAUAUUUAUAUAGAAUUGCAAUAGCUGUCCCCGAAUAAAAGACGUGCUUAUAA
Drosophila yakuba is the source of this 2828-nucleotide messenger RNA. It is a transcript of the gene Alp13, whose product is annotated as alkaline phosphatase 4. Gene Ontology annotation, biological process: dephosphorylation. Bases 1305 to 2744 code for a protein of 479 amino acids. Gene Ontology annotation, molecular function: alkaline phosphatase activity. The record is from RefSeq and is a predicted model, not a curated record. Lineage: Eukaryota; Metazoa; Arthropoda; Insecta; Diptera; Drosophilidae. The transcript is spliced from 2 exons.